UUAAGCACAUGUCAAUUUAGCCCAAUUGGGGAUUGCUCACACCUUCACUCUCUUCCCGAAGUGUCACUGCAUUUGGGAGCAGCAGAGAAACACAACUACAGAAUUGCACUAUAAGUUCAUCAAGGAAAACCAUACAACACAAUUGUAGAUUGAAUUGACGUGUAGAGGAGAAGAAGAAGAAGAAGAAGAAGAAGAAGAAGAAGAAGAAGACGAAAUGGUUUCUGAGAAUCAAGAAACCCCUAAUGGAGGACUUAACACUAUUCCUCCUUCACCCUCAUCCUCUCCUGGCUGGAAAAAUCGAAUCUUUUUUCCAACCCUCCUUGCAGGGGUUGCUGGUGCUGGAACUGGGUUAAUCUCAAAGCAUCGGAAAAGUCUUGGUCUUGCCAAUGUUGUUGCCAGCUAUGCAGCUAAUUUUGCCAUCGUCACUGGUUGCUAUUGCGGGGCACGUGAAUUUGUGACUGCAUCUAGAAAAACAGGACCUGAUGAUCUAUGGAACUCUGUAGCAGCAGGAUUUGGAACUGGGGCUGUUCUAGGGCGUCUGCAAGGUGGUCAACUUGGUGCAGUUCGUUACUCUGUCAUCUUUGCUGUUGUGGGGACAACAGCAGAUUUUGCUAUUCUGAAAUUGAAAGAUGUUUUGAGAGAUCAUAGUAAGACAUUAUAUCAAGAUAUUGAGAAUUCAAAGAAUGGAAAUUGGUUAAGACUGCCAGAAUGGUUCCCAAUUCGAGUACUUGAUGAGGAAGCCCUUGCUGCAAAACGAGCUCAGGAAGAGCAGUUCAUUGAACAGAGGGCACGGAUUCGUAGCCUAAGGGAAGAAGAAUCCUGAGAACUGGUUAAUUUUUGUGGAUGCUUGCCCUGAUCUUGGAAUGAGGCAACCUCCCAUCCCCCUAAACAUUUUGUAUUUGUAAUAAUGUACUUCUGAAGCUGAUGAGUAAUUGCUUCAGCAGAGAUUUUGGAAGUGUUGGGAUUUAAAUUCCAGUCUUCAUUUGAAAUUUCUGAUGAUUUUGCCCUUCUGUGUGUAGACAUUGUCGAAUAAGUACACAAAGUAA
Gastrolobium bilobum is the source of this 1046-nucleotide messenger RNA. RefSeq lists its product as uncharacterized. Gene Ontology annotation, molecular function: transmembrane protein transporter activity. Gene Ontology annotation, biological process: protein insertion into mitochondrial inner membrane. Bases 215 to 823 code for a protein of 202 amino acids. The record is from RefSeq and is a predicted model, not a curated record. Gene Ontology annotation, cellular component: TIM22 mitochondrial import inner membrane insertion complex. The transcript has 4 exons. NCBI's taxonomy places the organism in Eukaryota, Viridiplantae, Streptophyta, Magnoliopsida, Fabales, Fabaceae.